AUGGCCGGACAGGGCUCCUCCCGCCUGCCCGCGACGGGAGGUGGCGGGGGCGGCGGCGGCGGAGAAGGGAUGGAGCGGCGGCGAACGAGGGCAGACGUGAGAGUGGUUCUCGCUCGAGGGCAGGAGCUGUCGCUCGCGUCAUUUCAGAGGUUACUACAGAAACAAAGUGGCAAUCGCGCCACUUGGGAGUACCCGUUUGCAGUUGCCGGUGUAAAUAUCACAUUCAUGAUCAUGCAGAUGCUGGAUCUCCAGUCCAUGAAAUCAAUUGCAGCUAAACCGAGAACGUUCGUCAAAGCUGUUUUUGUCCAAAUGCUUUCAGAGGAUGAAUGGGCAUUUGAUCUGCUCUACUGUGUUGCUUUCCUUGUGAUGGACAAGCAGUGGGUAGAGAAGAACGCUUCUUACAUGGACUUCAAUGAGAUACUGAAGUCAACUCGAGCGCAGCUGGAGAAGGAGCUUCUGCUGGAGGAUGUGCUGAGGAUUGAAGAUAUGCCAUCAUACAGACUGCUUUGCUAGCGGUCAUAUCAGUUGGAAACGAUGACUGAGCUCAUG
Molecule: messenger RNA, 549 nt
Organism: Triticum aestivum (bread wheat)
Lineage: Eukaryota; Viridiplantae; Streptophyta; Magnoliopsida; Poales; Poaceae
Product: ELMO domain-containing protein C-like
Exons: 5
Coding region: 1-513 (170 amino acids)
Source: RefSeq, a predicted model, not a curated record